Molecule: messenger RNA, 1509 nt
Organism: Suillus paluster
Lineage: Eukaryota; Fungi; Basidiomycota; Agaricomycetes; Boletales; Suillaceae
Product: caspase domain-containing protein
Exons: 16
Coding region: 280-1401 (373 amino acids)
Biological process (GO): proteolysis
Molecular function (GO): cysteine-type endopeptidase activity
Source: RefSeq, a predicted model, not a curated record
CAUAUAAUUUCCGUACUGUCAUGCAAGUGAGCACCUCGCCCGGCUCCUAUCCGUCGUUCUCGCGAAGAACCUGUCGACGAAGCUGGCCCAGACUGGUAUAUAUCGUCACCCAAUCGCAUUUCUUAUGUGUGUCGUACGCUUCUCGGACAUUGAUAGCCUAGCGCUAUGAGGGCGGGAGCUUGAUAAUUUUCGUUCUCAUAAAACAGUUGCUACUAAGGUGCUGUGGUCAUCACCCGUCUUUCAUCAAUCCGCGAGGGCUUUGCAAGUUGAAGUACCAAGAUGCUCGAAUCACAUCGACAAGCACACAUGUUCGCCCCUCCUUCAAAACCGACUAAGUUACAAAGCAAAGGAUCAUGUAAUAGAUGCUCUACCCCCGUCCCUGUCGUUCCGGUAAGGCGAUCGCCAUCUCCAAAACCAACGGCUAUCACACCACACCGGUCCCUAGUGCGCCGACGUUCUCACUUGAAGUCUUCCAGCCCUCACGCAGCCCUUCCUCCGUCGGUGCCUUCUUAUGGUUUCAUGCACAACGAGAGGACUCCGUCACAUGCUCCAGCACAACACGAACCUAUGACCUCGCGGCUUCACCGCUCGCAAACACGGUCAUCUCAAUCUCUUCAGCAGCAGGCCGGAGAGAGUAUGGAGUCAUCGAGGCAACGCAUGCACUUGCCAUAUAGUGCUGUGCGACGACCUAUCAACGCAAACCGCAACUGUGACCAGUACUCGAGUGAUCAAAUAGCGACUCCUUGGGCAACCAAAUCAUUGCUUCCGCGUCCGAAGCAACGGAAAGCAUUAUGCAUUGGCAUAAACUACAAAGGCCAGGAGAGGGAGCUUCGCGGUUGCGUUAAUGAUGCUUGGAACAUGGCGGAAUUUCUCAAAUCCUUCUGGAAUUACGCGGUCGAGGACAUCAUGGUUCUCACAGAUGAGCCAUACAAUCUGAAAUACAUGCCGACGAAACGGAACAUUCUGAGCGCACUACGAUGGUUAGUGAAAGACGCCCAACCUGGAGAUCGCUUGUUCUUCCACUAUUCUGGACAUGGAGGACAAAUCAUCGACUUGGAUGGUCGUCAUGUGGAUGGAUUUGAAAAGGCUAUCCAUCCCGUUGACUGGGUGUGUGCUGGUGAAAUUGUCACCAAGGUCCUGUACGACGUGAUGGUCAAACCCUUACCUACUGGUUGCCGCCUUACGGCAUUGUUUGAUUCGUGUCAUUCUGGAACGGUCCUUGACUUGCCAUACAUCUAUCGAGCCAGUGGCCGCCUAAAACCGAACUCUCGAGCUCUAGCAGAGUACCCACAAGCUCACGUGGUGUUGUUUGCAGGUUGCAGCGACCUCCAAGGCAGUGGGGGCAUCAUCAUAAGGGGUGGAGAGUUUCACGGAGCUAUGUCCUCUGUGCGCAGUCCUUAAUAUGUGUUCGUGAUUUCUGACCAAAUAGACUAUCAGGCCUUCAUCUCGUCACUCACGGAAACCCCAACACAAACAUACUUGCAGGUGCUUGCGUCCGUGCAGGAAAAU